Molecule: messenger RNA, 1906 nt
Organism: Phyllopteryx taeniolatus (common seadragon)
Lineage: Eukaryota; Metazoa; Chordata; Actinopteri; Syngnathiformes; Syngnathidae
Product: NADPH oxidase organizer 1-like
Exons: 8
Coding region: 57-1595 (512 amino acids)
Biological process (GO): superoxide anion generation
Molecular function (GO): phosphatidylinositol binding; protein binding; superoxide-generating NADPH oxidase activator activity
Source: RefSeq, a predicted model, not a curated record
GCAGGAGUGCCCUCAAACUGCGAUUGAAUUCUUUUUCACGUGUCAAAUCGCGCAAGAUGCCUGCAGAAAAGCCUUUCGUGUUCUCAGCUCGCAUUAUUGCAGCCGUGCACAGGGAGACACCAAAACUCAAGACGUUCAUGAUGUCAGUGCUGUGGUCAGAUGAGAAUGAAGUGAUUGUCUACAGGUCUUAUGAUGAUUUCAAGAACUUACAUAGGCAGCUGAAGAAGAAGUUUCCCCUAUUCAACCCUUCACAGAAUAACUGCAGAAUGAUCCCAAAAUUUAGAGGGGAGGCUCAGACGAACGGCCUCCAGCAGAGAGGCUCGACGCGAUCUAUCCAACGGAUGAAGGCCUUGGCGAGCUACUGCAACAAGCUGCUCAUGGGUGACCAAAUGGUCACUUGUAGUUCAGAGGUCACCCAGUUUUUCACGCCACUCGACCGCGACACGGACCAAGACUUCACCAAGAACAGCGCCAUGAUCCUGCUGUCAGAUGUCAGCUUGGGGGGAGGAGGAGGAUUAGGAGGAGGAGGAAGAGUUGGGGACGGAGGAGGUUUCGCUGUCACUCGGCCGUUUGUCACCGAGACGUACCGCUGUGUGGCUGCCUACGAGACCAAAGACACCAAGAACCGCCCCUUUAAAGUGGCCCUGGAUGAAACAUUGGAAGUCCUGAUUAAGGACCCUGCUGGUUGGUGGUUGGUGGAAAAUGAAGACAAGUGUAUUGCCUGGUUUCCUGCUCCCUAUCUGGAAAAAGAAAAGGAUGAUGAAAGAGUAUUUCAGCAGGAAGGUGCUCUCUGCUGUGCUGUGAGGAAUUACUUUACCAAGAAGGCUGACGAGGUGUCAGUGCCCAUUGGCUCUGUGGUGGAGGUGCUUAGAAUGACUGACGAUGGCUGGUGGCUCACCAGAUACAAUGGCAAGGUGGGCUACGUCCCCUCCAUGUACCUCCAACCCUACAACAACCCUCGUACGGGACUUUUCAACUUACAGAGUAAGCUGAAUAGAUCCACCCUCAACCAGACCAUCAGCGGGGUACCUCUGGAUGCUUCUCCUUCUUCUUCAGCCCAGCUCGUCAGGGAAACCCAUGCAGGGCGACGUUCUGCAGUCCAGCCCAGAGCUCAAUCUAGUGGGCGUGGUUAUCUGGCCAAAGCCAGAUCUAUGGAACGUCUGUCAGAGACCGGAACGCAGACUGCUAUGCCCGCCCGGGUUGAGGUGAAUGAUACCCGCUUAACCAGCCGCCUUCGUAGCAUCAGCACGAGUUCAAGCACAGAGUCGACCUUCUCCUCGGUCAGCAGCUCGCCUUCACGUUCGAGAGCAGACGUGUUGGGACCCUCCCCUCGACAGAGUGUCAACCCGAGCGAGCACAGAAACCAGGAGCGUCGCAACUCCAGCUCCAGUUUUAUGAGUUAUGCAAGUUCUGGGAGUUCUGGGAGCUUCAGUUCUAGAGGCAGCGACACGGGCCCGGUUGCUCCUUUGGUGCCACCCAGACCCAAGAAGGAGGAGAUCCUGAACCGGUGCUCCACCAUGACCCGUAAAGCAGCUGUCGAGACCAAAACCCGGCUCCAGAUAAGGCCUGAUUUGACCAUCCACACUCGCUUGUAGGGAUACAUUCCAAUUACUCCACACCGGAGUUAUAGUCUUCAUGAUUUACUCAUGGCAGUUCUCAUUCACUCUUUUUUGUAUUCUCCAUUUAACCUCUUUUGGUCCAAACAGAAGUAAGUGAGUAGGCCAAAUGUAUUUUUUUCCAAAUUUCAUCACUUCAGUGAUUGCACAAUUACCUGGCUGUACAAGAGAGGGAAUAUAAUGCAACUAACUUGAAAUCUGAUUCUACAGCACAGUGAAACCUGGGGGGGGUUGUCCGUUAAAUCCAAUUGUCUGUUAAAUUGAAGCACUUUUUUUGUGGCCUAAAAAGA